Molecule: messenger RNA, 1011 nt
Organism: Debaryomyces hansenii CBS767
Lineage: Eukaryota; Fungi; Ascomycota; Pichiomycetes; Serinales; Debaryomycetaceae
Exons: 1
Coding region: 1-1011 (336 amino acids)
Source: RefSeq, a predicted model, not a curated record
AUGAGUUCGGUGAUUCAAUUUGUGAAGUCUUCACAAGACUUCGAAGCGUAUCUAUCAAAGAACAAAUAUGUAGUGGCCAAUUUUACGGCUACUUGGUGUGGACCAUGUCAACAAGUGAAACCAAUAAUAGAUGCAUUGUAUACGGAUGAGACAAAUGAAAGGAUAGAGAUCGUUAGAGUGGAUUUAGAUAGCCACGGCGAUUUGGCUUCUCAGUAUCAAGUCACCAGUAUUCCAACCUUUGUUUUUUUGGAAAGUGGCAAAGAAGUCAACAGGGUUACAGGGGCCAAUGUUCCAGAGUUUAUGAAGCAAUUUCAUUCGAUGAAAGAAAAGGCGGCCAGCGACGAAGUUGCCACUAAGAGGGUUGGAAAUGGUGCGAGUAGUGCUUCUGUUUCGACCUCUGCAUGGAAGGACAUUGCUGAUAAAAUUCCCAAAGGCUUUGAAAUCUUGAAUGGUUCUAUUUAUUUUGGUCAAUUCGAAGCAUUGAAUGCAUUGCCACUCUACAAAGGUGAAAAUGAUUCAGACGUGAAAAAUCUCUUCAGACUCGACUACACGAAGGAAAACAGUACGGUAUUAUCAGAUGCUGAUUCUCAGUUGUUGUUUUAUAUUCCAUUUACAAACAUCUCCAAAGUUUCCUCGAUCGUACUCAAACUUAGAAAGGAUAACAAAAUCGCCUCGGACGUCGAAUUGGAAUUGGAUGAGGACGAUUUGAAGAACGAAUGUCAAAAUCCAAGCCUUAUUAAGGUCUGGCUCAACCAACAUAGCAUUAUGUCAUUCGAUGAUGCUUCUGCUGACAUCAAUGCCCCACAUAUCGAAAAAAUUGCGGAAUCGAACGAUGAGAUUUGGUACGAAUGCAAAUUGAAAUUCGUCAGAUUCCAAAAUGUCCAAAGCUUGAACAUUUUGAUCGACGGUGAUGACGAAGACUAUCAUACUCUUCUUGAUAAAGUCAUCUUCAUUGGUGUCAAUGGUGAAUCAAAGGAACAGGCUAAGAUCCUGAAAUUAGAUGAUGAAUAA